This is a messenger RNA of Cloeon dipterum, 782 nucleotides long. RefSeq names its product NADH dehydrogenase [ubiquinone] 1 beta subcomplex subunit NP15.6 (gene NP15.6). Lineage: Eukaryota; Metazoa; Arthropoda; Insecta; Ephemeroptera; Baetidae. The transcript has 4 exons. The record is from RefSeq and is a predicted model, not a curated record. The coding region runs from base 140 to 580 and encodes 146 amino acids.
GGUGCCGGCUCCAAGGAGGUUUGAAUACAGAAAACAUUCGAGCCGAGAGAGAGGUGCAAAUAGUAGUUUGCAACGGCACCAUUAUUUGUCUUUUCAAACCAAAACUUUUGUUGGUUCGUCAGAUCGAAAGAACAGCAAUAUGCUGGCCUUGCGGGCUGCUCGAGCUUUGGUUCGAAAUUCCAGCAGAAGUCAGGCCGUCCGGCUGAUUUCCACUUCAAAGAAAAACAGUGAUACAGCCACCCUUACAGAUGUUUUGGGCAAAACUGAAGCAAAAUCUGGUGCCGUGGAAAAAAAGAAUUGGGUGACUUAUGGCUUCGAUUUCCACAGCGAGAAAGAGGACAGAUUUUUCAUGCACAUUGUUUUGUUCACAUCUGUGACUGUUGGAUUGGUCAUGGGAUCCUACUUGAUGGCGUAUUACCCUGACUGGGGAUACCAUGACUGGGCGCAGAGAGAAGCUUUUCUCGAACUCAGAAGGCGGGAAGCUGAAGGUUUGCCUUUGAUUGAUAGCAAUUAUGUUGAACCAUCAAAAAUUACUCUACCAUCUGACGAAGAACUGGGCAACACUGAUAUUGUCAUCUAAACAAAAAGUGGUCAUAAAUGUAGCAGCAGUUGUAAGAAACCAAGAUGUGGUGCACUCACUGCCCAAAAUAUUUAAUUACUGCUCAUGGGAGUUACUUGCUCUCGGCAUCAAGUUUUUUAAUUUAAUUGAAUAUAUUUGGGCAGCCAGUGUAAGGUGAACUACGGAGAACGCAUUGUUUAAUGUAAAUAAAGUGUUAAAUGAG